Parathielavia appendiculata is the source of this 678-nucleotide messenger RNA. RefSeq lists its product as uncharacterized. Gene Ontology annotation, biological process: fungal-type cell wall organization. The transcript is spliced from 2 exons. Gene Ontology annotation, cellular component: fungal-type cell wall. The record is from RefSeq and is a predicted model, not a curated record. Lineage: Eukaryota; Fungi; Ascomycota; Sordariomycetes; Sordariales; Chaetomiaceae. Gene Ontology annotation, molecular function: structural constituent of cell wall. The annotation marks the transcript as partial.
UUCGCCUUGUUGGCGAUGGUGGUGUUCGCCAUCGCCCAGGGCGUGACCGACAAAAUCGCGCCGGAGGGCGGUGCCCCCGCCGGCUGCAAGCCCACCCUCGACGCCAAGUUCGAAAUCACCAUCAUUCCAUUCAAAGGUAUGGCGAAGAAGGACAUGGCCAUCGAGGCUCGCACCACCUUCUCGGGCGACCAUGGCAACCUCGUCCUCCAACUGGCCGGCGGCAUCCUGACCGACGCCCAGAACCGCACCGGGUACAUUGCGUCGAACUUCCAAUUCCAGUUCGACAACCCCCCGCAGACCGGCGCCCUCUAUACCGCGGGCUUCUCUGCAUGCACCAACGGCUCGCUCGCCCUUGGCGGCUCCGCCGUCUUCUGGCAAUGCCUCUCGGGUACGUUCUACAACCUCUACGACCGCUGGUGGGCCGCGCAGUGCGAGCCGGCGCUGAUGGUUGCCAUGCCUUGCGGCGGAGGUGACCCUACGGUUCCUCAGUCGGGCACAACCGUCGGUACCGAAGUUGUCACCAACACCAUGGUUGUGCCGCUCAGUGACGGCCAGCCGCAAGUCGUCACUACCACAAGCAUCGUAUACAUUUGCCAGAUUGGAGAUGGUUUGAUUUCCUUCCCCAGCCCUUUCGAUAUCACUCGAAGCCCCCUAGAAUUGAGACCUCAAUUGACAUGA